CCGGAAACGCUGUGAUGGCGGCGACUCCCCAGUAGAAAAACAGGCAAGAUGACAUAAAAGUUACAAUUAUUCUUUUCGAGUCAUUCUAGUUGUGUCUUUAUCCAUAUAGACCGAAAUCUUCUCAGCGACAGAAACCGUUAUGAAAGUGAUUGAGAGUGAUGUGAAGGUAGAGGAAAGAUCUGAACAAGUGGAGAGGAUCAACUGAAACUGUGAGGACAAAUCUUCCAGUUUUCAGAAAGAAAUCAUAGCCUGAGGUCCUAGCACGCUAGCUGGAUGGUUGAAAGUUGUAUGCACACCACGUACACAUGUCCGGAGAAACUCGACCUAGCCGCAACAGUCUUCCCCCAAAAAAUGUUCGAACUAGUGGCUCACUAUCGGCCUUCAACACACGGACCUCAUUGAAAAAGGUGAAGCACUCGCUGGAAAGCAAUGCGUUCUGACCUUUUCCGGUUCUCUUAAUUAUGAGGACACCCAGGACCAUCGGCAAGCCACCAGCAGUGAUGAAUCCUCGAUGGAGCAGGAAAUGACGCCCUUGGUGCUGCAAACGAGUAUUAUUCAGGGUGUUUACGGCCUUCGUCGCACCACGGUGCCGAUAACAAAACGAUCUCGUGCCUCAUGCUGGACAGAAGAACAUCCCAGUCCUCACAUAGCACACUACACACGAAUGCAGGUGUGCAAGAUGGCCAACCAUGAGAUUCCGUGGUAUCGUGAUAAAGAGCCAAAGGCCACACACGCAUACAGCUUUUAUUCCUCAUGGAUACAGAAGAAGAAGCACUUACAGGAGGAGCUGAUGGCGGGGGUUAAGUUGGAGGAGAAGACGGCUGCCAGGGAAAAGGCGGAUGUUUCAAUGGGGUGGAACAAGGUGGCGGCCGGGAUCCUCAAGAAAUCUGACGAUGGACGGAGACAGUCUAAACCUGACUUGUCUGAUCUUCCCAAACGCCCCAUCACGGCAGAUCCUACCAAGCCGUGUUUAAGGGGCCAGUCGUCACAAGGUUACUCUAGCUGAGAAUGAACCUAUGUUGUUGAAACGGCCAAUCACGGAAUCCUCUAAACGACCGAAGAGUUCUGAUGCCAGCAAACGGAGUGUCAUGUUCACCUCAGGCACCAGAGGUGUGGAGAGGCCCAUGUCUUCUUCAGGCUCGAUCCACUGGCGAAAACAUAUGGGAUACCCCCCACAAAUGACCAAGAGGCAAACUAGGUUGCUCAGUGGGAACAAGAAUCUCAAAAAGCAAGAGGAAACGGAGGCCGAUGCGAGGCUGUCACAGAGAAGGAGGACAUCUUUUGGCCUCAAGAUAAUGAAACGAUGGAAGACUGCCUGUCGUUUAACAAUUACCGUCUUAAGAAUAGGCCGGAUAAUGGCAAAAAGGUCGUACGAGUUGGACCAGCAGGUCAACAGCUUUCUUGAUUUUUACGAGGUCGCACGGAGAGACCUGGGGGAGGCAAAGGGUCACUACAUUGACGUCGACAAGUACAAGGCGAGAAAGGAGCUGAUGAUCUGCAGUGACGUGCAGGAGACGCUGCGGCAGGUUCCAGAAGCCCGCACACUGUCGCAACUGGACCAGGCUGUAAGGGAGCUUCAGAAAGUUGAAGUGUUCGCCCAGUUCCCGAGGGAUAUUCAGGAGAAGGUUAUCCGGAGGGCCGAAUACCUGAAGUUAGGACCACGACGGGUCAUAAUACGAAAAGGACACAAGGCAACCCACUUCUACAUUAUAGCUUCUGGUACUGCUGUGGUCCGGAGAGUAGCUACUGACCCGAACACCGGCGAGAAGAAGGUGAAGAAAAUCGACUUCCUUCGUCCUGGCAUGACUUUUGGCGAAAUUGCCUUGAUCUCGAACAUUCCCCGCACGGGAAAUGUAAUGUCACAUGACGACAUGCAGCUGAUCACUGUGCACGCCGAAGACUACGUCGACAUCUUCGUGUCCACGGGUCCAGGCCACCUCAUCUCUCCGCAUCUGCCAUUCCUCCAAAAUUUGGACAUCAUGAAGGGCUGGCCCAUACAGCAGCUGUUGCACCAUCCCAAGUACUGUUCAGUUCGCUAUUUCAAGAGAAACGUUGUCAUUACUCACGACAGCAAGAACUCGCCCAACAUCUACAUCGUGCGCUCGGGCCACCUCAAAGUGUUUCGCUUUCUCGACUGGCCGGAUGACAUUGAUCCAGAGAAAAGCAAGAAAUUUUCUUCUACCACGACUGAUGAAAGUGAAACAUCUAUGGCGUUCGACCUCAUCCAUAAACCUGAAUGUAGUCGUAUGAAGAUUCCCUACAUGAAGGACAAAUCGGAACACGUUUUCUGGAAAACGAUAAUUAGCCAAAGAGGGAAGCGAUUCCAGUGGCCGGUUGUCCGCAUGACCAGUAUCCAUGACCCGCUGCUCAUCAGGAAACUGAAAAAGCCUGACAGGCCCAAGUUCAUCCCGAUGAAGAUCCUUCGGCAGGAAGACAUAUUUGGUCUGGACCAGGUGCCGCUGUUCAAGCAACGCAGGAAUUCUCGUUCAGUCAUUCUGGUCAGCCUGGGCGCAGACUGCAUAGUUCUGGACAAAAAGUGGUUCUGCCGUUGGGCAGUGGGCGAGACGAGUGAACUCUUGAACUGCACAACCAUUCAAUACUCCGACGACUUCAUCAAGAACCGCCUGAAAGACCAGGGCAACAGGGACGUGUAUUUAGAACACGUGCUGGACUCUUACUUCGUAAAGCUGUUUCGAGAGUCAAGCGGCGACACCAACAUUUGAGAGUCGUGCUAUAGCUUUAGCUGGCAGUGGGGAUCAGGGUGGGGAAAAGUGGGGAAUUAGGAUGUCGGAAUGACUUAUGUCGACUUUGGGAUGUCGGAAUGACUUAUCUCGACUUUACGAUACCCGAAUGACUGAUGCCGACCUAACGGACUUAUGGUUUGACCGUAUGAUAAUGAGCUAUCGAAGAUGUAGGGACACAAGGACGUAGACGCAAAUGCUAGAGACUAUACGUUAUUUCUUUACUGGACGCUGUUUGAGUGAGGACAAACACUCAUGCUUUGGUUAGUUUGUAUAUUGUAUCGCACAUUGAUUUUUUUUUUUACUGCAAUUUGUUUAUAACCUUAUACUUCUGUCAUUUGUAUGUGAAUCUUUUCAUUAAAACAGACUCAUUAGUACGGGGAAGCGGA
Messenger RNA from Pomacea canaliculata, 3130 nucleotides. RefSeq lists its product as uncharacterized. The transcript is spliced from 20 exons. Lineage: Eukaryota; Metazoa; Mollusca; Gastropoda; Architaenioglossa; Ampullariidae. The record is from RefSeq and is a predicted model, not a curated record. The coding region runs from base 1017 to 2723 and encodes 568 amino acids.